CGGUGGUUAAUUGGCACGUUGGUGGCGGCUCCAUUUCCAUAUAACAAGUCAUCCGUCCAACACGCUUCUUUUCAGAUCCAACUAACACAAUGAGUAUGAGAAUGCAAACUUUGAACGAAGAAGAAGAGUACGAUUGGACUCAGAACGAUCCCGCCAAUCGCCGUCCGGCGCGUGAUAUCGUCAUCGCCGUCGAUCAUGGUCCUAAAUCCAAACACGCCUUCGAUUGGACACUCCAACACUUCUGCCGCGUCGGCGACACCAUUCACCUCGUCCACGCCGUGUCUAGUUUGAAGAACAGUAUUGUUCAUGAGGCGUCGGUGACGCUGAUGGAAAAACUCUCGCGCGCUGCUACGCAGAUUGCUAUGGUGAAAAUAGUGACUCGAAUAGUGGAAGGAGAUGCGGGCAAGGCAAUUUGCAAGGAAGCAGAAAGAGUGAAGCCUGUUGCCGUUGUCAUGGGUACAAGAGGCCGGAGCUUAAUGCAAAGUGUAUUACAAGGAAGUGUAAGCGAGUAUUGCUUCCACAACUGCAAAGCAGCACCUGUUAUAAUUGUUCCUGGCAUAGUAGAAGCUGGGGAAGAAUCAGUGGUUUAGUUGGACAAGAGAUAAAUACCUUUAUGAAGAGUUGCUUCUCUGCCACAGUAUGUCUGGAUUUAGUUAAGCGUAGCUGUGAUUGUGAAGUUGUAGUUCUGGUUACAGAUGGUGACUGGUUGCUCAAAUUGAUUGUUUUACUUAUUCAUUUGUACAUUAUAUGUUGAAUAUACUUUUCUUUUUUCUGUAUGCUAUUCUUGCUUAUGGUUCUGUAUAAUUUAUUACUCUAUAGCUUCAUUGGGUAAACCUUGUUAUUUUCCA
Cynara cardunculus var. scolymus (artichoke) is the source of this 848-nucleotide messenger RNA. RefSeq lists its product as uncharacterized. The record is from RefSeq and is a predicted model, not a curated record. The transcript is spliced from 5 exons. Bases 90 to 590 code for a protein of 166 amino acids. Lineage: Eukaryota; Viridiplantae; Streptophyta; Magnoliopsida; Asterales; Asteraceae.